UUAACGCGCGGCUCGAAGGUGAAAGGCAGAAACAAGCGGUCUGUUGCGAUGAAAACAACGUGGCAUCUUUUUAUUAUUUUGUUUGUUUGUGUGUUAUCACUUGGCUCUAUCUGCUGUGCAGCGGAUUCAUAUAAAUCUUUAUUUACCACACGGAGAAAAGUGUUUAAAGCCAUUAAACCGUCUACCGCAGAGGACAGAGGGGCCAUCCAGAGGAUUUCCAGACGUGCGCCUCCUCUGUCUCAGCUCAGGUCGGUUCAUUCCUACACGCUGGUGACCCCCUCUCUGCUUCCUGGGGAGCCAGAGGCUUGGAUAAAGGCGGACUUGGCGUACGCACCGGACGUUUCUGUCACCUGCUCCCCUUCGGACUUUGUGGUGCGGGUCAAGCCAACUUUCUAUGGUCUGGGCGCAGAGGCGCAGGAGCUGACGCUGGGCAGCGACUGUAGAAGCAACGGCAUCUCCAGGCCGCACGGUGACCUACUCUUCACAUAUCCCCUGACUGCGUGCGAUGGAGUGCGGGAGCUGCAGCACGAUUAUCUGGUCUACAAAUACGUGCUACACUAUGAACCGUCUCCCAAACGGUUUCCGAGCAGAGCGCACCAAAUCGAUGUCAACAUUAAAUGUCAUUAUCAAAGACACCAUGCCGUCUACCAAUUGGCGGUGCAGCCCACAUGGCAAACUGUUGUUCUGCGCAAAAAACUGAAGGGAAGUCCUAUGGAGUUCCAGAUCAAUUUAAUGGAUGAUUUGUGGAGAACACCAGCGAAGUCUCAGGUGUACCUGCUGGGACAAACUGUUAAUAUCCAAGUCUCUGCACCUCAUCUUCCUCCUGGAUUAAAGUUGUACACAAACAGCUGCUAUGCAGCACCUUCUACUGGCUCCAAAUCCUCCCUUAAAUACACCUUAAUAGACAACUUUGGGUGUAUGCUGGACAGCAAGCAUGAACCUGGAUCCUCGCAGUUUGUUUCUCGGACUGACAAGACCCUGAGGUUCUCCUUGAGGACAUUCCAGUUUACAGUCGACCCUGACACUAAGGUCAGCAUCUUUUGCAAGUUAUUGGUUACAUCAGGGGAACCAGGGCCUGCUCAAAAAUCCUGCACCUACCAAGAUCACAGAUGGCGAGCACUCACUGGUGAGGAUUCAAUAUGCGAGUGCUGUGAUUCAACAUGUGUGACCUCUAAACCACGGAGGGCAUUGGAAGGUUUUGCUGUCAGUAGACCAUUACUGAUCUCUGAUCAGCCACACACAUCUGAGAAUUGGUAUCAAGAAAUAAUCCCAUCUUCAGACAGCAGGGGAAGAGAAGAUGAAGACAAACUACAUUACAAAGACCUAAAUGAUGAUCAAAAACUUUGGGAGGAUGCAGCUGGUGAAAAACACGAGAAGGAAAAUGAUAAAUGGCUUGAAGAAAGUGAAACCAUCCGUGGAGAAACGGUGGAACCAGAAUUGGAAGAGUUGGCUGACAGUAAGGGGGUCUUGGAGCACAAGUGGAGUGAACCUAAAUUAUCAGAUUUCAAUGAGUUUGGGGAAGGUGAAUCAAGAUAUGAAGAAGUCUUCGAGGCAAGUGAAGAUGAAAUCGCUGAGGUGAAAGAUUUGCUUCUUCCAAGGGUACAUUUGAAGGAGACAUUUAGUGAUGUUGUCCGUGAGGGGAAGCUGAAGCCCCCAAACCCGGAGGAAGGAAAAACGAAGAAACAUGCAUGUAGAGGGGAUGAGGACAGGAGGAUGAUGCAAGGAAGGAAUGAAGACAGUGAGAUGGAUGAACGGGAGGAAACAUGGUAUUUCACGUGGACAUGAACAAAACGGAUGACCCAACUGCUUGAGGAUUGAUCUGAUUUUUGACUUGCUUAUGCACAAUAAAUGACAGAAAUCCAAUGACUGAAGUGUCUUAUGAUAAAUUUAAAAUCUUUACUCAAUUAAUCUAUUUAAGGAUAGGAAAAAUAUUCAGUAGCAUAGUUGACCAUUUUUUUCUGUUGUGCUACCUUAACUUUUAAUGGCCUAGUCUGCCUGUCCC
Messenger RNA from Xiphophorus maculatus (southern platyfish), 2002 nucleotides. RefSeq names its product zona pellucida sperm-binding protein 3-like. Bases 49 to 1785 code for a protein of 578 amino acids. The record is from RefSeq and is a predicted model, not a curated record. Gene Ontology annotation, biological process: positive regulation of acrosome reaction; egg coat formation; binding of sperm to zona pellucida. Gene Ontology annotation, molecular function: acrosin binding. Lineage: Eukaryota; Metazoa; Chordata; Actinopteri; Cyprinodontiformes; Poeciliidae. The transcript is spliced from 8 exons. Gene Ontology annotation, cellular component: extracellular matrix.